This is a messenger RNA of Tyto alba (common barn owl), 4878 nucleotides long. It is a transcript of the gene NEO1, whose product is annotated as neogenin 1. The transcript has 29 exons. The record is from RefSeq and is a predicted model, not a curated record. Lineage: Eukaryota; Metazoa; Chordata; Aves; Strigiformes; Tytonidae. Gene Ontology annotation, cellular component: membrane. The coding region runs from base 333 to 4679 and encodes 1448 amino acids. Gene Ontology annotation, molecular function: protein binding. Gene Ontology annotation, biological process: cell-cell adhesion.
GUGAGGGGAGGAGCGCGCGGCGAGCGCCCCUCUGGCUCCGUGCGAGGCAGCGGCGGAGCCCGGCGCUGGGACCGGCCCGCGAUGGAGUGAGCCCGGCCGCUCCCGCCGCCGCCGCCUCCUCCUCGCUGGCCGCUCCCCGGGGCGGCUGCGCCAGCCCCGGCCCCGCCGCCCGGCUGAGGGCCGCCUCCUCGGUGUGCCGCAGGGGCGCAGCCCGGUGGCGGACGAGCGGGGAGCGCGCCCCGGCCGGCAGAGCAGGCAGGCAGGCAGGAGGAGCCCCCCCGGGGGAGGGGCUGGCGCUGGGUGCCCGGCUGCCGGGCGCGGGGAGCGGAGAGAUGGCGGCGGGGAGAGCCCGGCGGCUCCUCGGUUCCCUCUGGCUCGCCCUUCUCCUCGGGCAGCCCGACCCGGCCGGCGCCGCCGCUCGGAGCGGCUCCCAGAGCCUCCUCACAGGAUCCCUUGUGAGAACCUUCACUCCUUUUUACUUUCUGGUGGAGCCAAUGGACGUUCUGUCAGUUCGCGGAGCUUCUGUCAUAAUGAACUGUUCAGCUUACUGUGAAACUUCUCCAAAAAUUGAAUGGAAAAAAGAUGGGACUUUUCUAAACUUGGUGUCAGAUGAUCGUCGCCAGUUGCUACCAGAUGGAUCUUUAUUAAUAAACAGUGUGGUGCAUUCCAAGCAUAAUAAACCUGAUGAAGGAUAUUACCAGUGUGUGGCAACUGUGGAAAGCCUGGGGACCAUUGUCAGCAGAACAGCAAAGCUAACAGUAGCAGGCCUUCCCAGGUUCACCAGUCAGCCAGAAUCAUCAUCUGUCUAUAAAGGAAACAGUGCAAUCCUUAACUGUGAAGUCAAUAUUGACCUUGCACCGUUUGUGAGGUGGGAGCAGGACCGCCAGCCAGUCUUUCUGGAUGAUCGUGUAUUUAAAUUACCGAGUGGUGCUCUAAUUAUUAGCAAUGCUACUGAUCUGGAUGGAGGACUCUAUCGCUGCAUCAUUGAAAGUGGUGGGACCCCCAAAUACAGUGACGAAGCAGAGCUCAAAAUUCUUCCAGAUCCCGAGGUGCCACAGAACUUGAUGUUUGUGAAGCAGCCUUCUUCACUUACUAAAGUUACUGGGCAAAGUGUGGUUUUUCCAUGUGUUGCCUCAGGAUUUCCAACUCCAUAUAUCAGGUGGACGAGAAAUGAAGAAGAGCUUAUAACGGAAAGCUAUGAGAGAUAUCUUCUGCUGGCGGGAGGCAGCCUGGAGAUCAUCGAUGUUACAGAAGAGGAUGUUGGGACGUAUACCUGCACAGCGGAUAACGGAAAUGAGACGAUUGAAGCUCAAGCAGAACUUACAGUUCAAGUUCCUCCUGAAUUUCUGAAGCGGCCCGCAAAUAUUUAUGCUCAUGAAUCUAUGGACAUUGUAUUUGAGUGUGAAGUGACUGGAAAACCUACCCCAACUGUGAAAUGGGUCAAGAAUGGCGACAUGGUGAUCCCAAGUGACUAUUUCAAAAUUGUCAAAGAACAUAAUCUGCAAGUUUUGGGUCUGGUGAAAUCAGAUGAAGGAUUCUAUCAGUGCAUUGCAGAAAAUGAUGUUGGAAAUGCACAGGCUGGAGCCCAGCUGAUAAUACUUGACCUUGAUGUUGCCAUCCCAACAUUACCUCCCACUUCACUGACCAGUGCCACUAAUGACCAUCUAGCACCAGCUACAACAGGACCGUUGCCUUCAGCCCCGCGGGACGUCGUGGCCACCCUCGUCUCCACUCGCUUCAUCAGACUGACGUGGCGGACGCCUGUAUCGGACCCUCAAGGAGACAACCUCACCUAUUCAAUCUUCUACACCAAGGAAGGUAUAAACAGGGAACGCGUUGAAAAUACCAGUCGGCCUGGCGAGACGCAAGUGACGAUCCAAAACCUGAUGCCAGAAACAGUUUAUGUCUUUCGAGUUGUGGCUCAGAACAAGCACGGCCCUGGAGAGAGCUCCGUACCGCUCAAGGUGGCAACUCAGCCUGAGGUUCAGCUUCCUGGUCCAGCACCCAACAUCCGAGCGCACGCCAGUUCUCCCACCUCCAUCAGUGUCACCUGGGAAACACCGCUGUCAGGCAAUGGAGAAAUCCAGAACUACAAGCUCUACUACAUGGAGAAGGGGCAGGACACUGAACAGGAUGUUGAUGUAGGAGGACUCUCCUACACCAUCAGUGGAUUAAAGAAAUACACAGAGUAUAGUUUCCGAGUGGUAGCUUACAAUAAACACGGCCCUGGAGUCUCGACCCACGAUGUUGUUGUACGAACGUUGUCAGAUGUCCCCAGUGCUCCACCACAGAAUCUAACGCUGGAGGUACGGAAUUCCAAGAGCAUCAUGCUGCACUGGCAGCCGCCUCCGGCAGGGACGCACAGCGGGCAAAUCACCGGCUACAAAAUUCGCUACCGGAAAGUGUCCCGCAAGAGCGAUGUAACGGAGAGCAUUGGUGGGACCCAGCUUUUUCAGCUAAUCGAAGGUCUUGAACGAGGUACAGAAUACAGCUUCCGAGUAGCUGCCUUGACCGUUAACGGUACUGGACCAGCUACUGACUGGAUAUCAGCAGAAACGUUUGAGAGUGAUCUAGAUGAAACUCGUGUUCCUGAAGUUCCAAGUUCCUUACAUGUCCGUCCACUUGUCACCAGUAUCGUAGUAAGCUGGACUCCACCUGAAAACCAGAACAUCGUGGUGAGAGGCUAUGCUAUCGGGUACGGCAUCGGCAGUCCCCACGCACAGACCAUCAAGGUGGACUAUAAGCAGAGAUACUACACCAUUGAAAACUUAGACCCAAGCUCCCACUAUGUCAUAACUCUGAAAGCCUUUAACAACGUUGGCGAAGGAAUCCCUCUCUACGAGAGCGCGGUGACCAGGCCUCACUCAGACACUUCCGAGGUUGAUUUGUUUGUUAUUAAUGCUCCAUACACUCCAGUGCCAGAUCCGUCUCCCAUGAUGCCACCGGUGGGAGUUCAGGCUUCCAUUCUGAGUCAUGACACCAUCCGGAUCACUUGGGCAGACAACUCUCUGCCAAAGAACCAGAAGAUCACAGAUGCUCGCUACUACACGGUUCGCUGGAAAACCAAUAUUCCUGCAAACACGAAGUACAAGACUGCAAAUGCGACCACUUUGAGCUAUUUAGUGACUGGGUUAAAACCAAACACCUUGUAUGAAUUCUCGGUGAUGGUGACCAAAGGUCGAAGAUCAAGUACUUGGAGUAUGACAGCACAUGGAACAACUUUUGAAUUAGUUCCUACUUCUCCUCCCAAAGACGUGACUGUGGUGAGCAAAGAGGGAAAACCUCGGACAAUAAUUGUUAACUGGCAGCCUCCAUCCGAAGCCAAUGGCAAAAUUACAGGGUACAUCAUUUACUACAGUACGGAUGUGAAUGCUGAAAUACAUGACUGGGUUAUUGAACCCGUCGUGGGAAACAGACUGACCCAUCAGAUACAAGAAUUGACCCUUGAUACGCCGUAUUAUUUCAAAAUUCAGGCCCGCAACUCGAAGGGCAUGGGGCCUAUGUCCGAGGCAGUUCAGUUCAGAACCCCAAAAGCCGAAUCCUCAGAUAAAAUGCCUAACGAUCAAGCUUCAGGAUCUGCGGGGAAAGGAAGCCGCCCAGUGGACAUAGGGCCAGAUUACAAACCACCGCUCGGCGGCAGUAACAGCCCCCACGGAAGUCCUACUUCUCCCUUGGACAGCAACAUGCUCCUUGUAAUCAUCGUGUCUGUUGGUGUGAUCACCAUUGUGAUCGUGGUGAUAGUCGCUGUCUUCUGCACCCGUCGUACAACUUCUCACCAAAAAAAGAAAAGAGCUGCCUGCAAAUCAGUGAAUGGGUCCCAUAAGUACAAAGGAAACUCCAAAGAUGUCAAGCCUCCUGACCUUUGGAUCCAUCAUGAAAGACUGGAGCUAAAACCCAUUGAUAAAUCUCCAGAUCCCAAUCCAAUCAUGACAGAUACCCCAAUCCCUCGCAACUCCCAAGACAUCACCCCAGUUGAUAAUUCCAUGGACAGCAAUAUCCAUCAAAGGCGGAACUCCUACAGAGGGCAUGAGUCAGAGGAUAGCAUGUCCACACUGGCAGGAAGAAGGGGGAUGAGGCCCAAGAUGAUGAUGCCUUUUGAUUCUCAACCACCUCAGCCUGUGAUUAGUGCUCAUCCCAUCCAUUCACUCGAUAACCCUCACCAUCAUUUCCACUCCGGCAGCCUCGCUUCUCCAACUCGCAGCUAUCUCCAUCACCAGGUCAGCCCGUGGCCGAUUGGCACAUCCAUGUCCCAUUCAGACAGGGCCAAUUCCACAGAAUCUGUUCGAAACACACCUAGCACGGACACCAUGCCGGCUUCCUCCUCUCAGACGUGCGCUGACCACCAGGAUCCUGAAAGCACCACAGGGUCUUACCUGGCUAACUCCCAGGAGGAGGAUUCAGGGCAGAACCUCCCGACGGCACACGUCCGUCCUUCCCACCCGCUGAAGAGCUUUGCGGUGCCAGCGGUUCCCCCGGCCGGCGCCGCGUACGACCCUGCAUUGCCAAGCACGCCACUACUGACUCAGCAAGCUCCUAACCAUCCAGUUCACUCGGUGAAGACUGCGUCAAUUGGGACUUUAGGAAGAACUCGGCCUCCUAUGCCGGUGGUAGUUCCCAGUGCCCCUGAUGUGCAGGAGACCACCAGGAUGCUUGAGGACUCGGAAAGCGUAGAAUUAUGAACCGGAUGAGCUGACCAAAGAGAUGGCCCACCUGGAAGGACUUAUGAAGGACCUUAAUGCCAUCACUACAGCAUGACCACCUUCACCAGGACAUGACUCCAACGCGUUUCACAAGUCUUGGGACUCAGCCUUGGAACACAAGGAAUUGUACAGAGGGGAAAAAAAAAGAUUAAAAAAAAAAAAAAAAAAAAAAAAAAAA